CUGGAUCUUGUGGUCUCGCAAAUCUCAUUGGUUGAACUACAUGUCCCAUAAACGCUUGGAGAGAAAAUUUUACAUCGCAACAACAAUUUGACCGCAAGGGGUUUCUGGAGUCAGUUGACAUCGUCGACUCCAGUGAGGCGCGCCAGAGGCGACACGCAGACGGUUUUUUUUUUUUUUUGCAGAACUUUGAUAAUUUUCCCCACUUCGUCGAAAAGGGAUAAUAGCGCGAACGUACAUUUAUAUUACUAACAUUAGUUGCAAAAACAUGCUGGAUCUCUGGUUUUAUUAUUGGUUCUUUUUUUACUUGGUGGUCCGGUAGGUAAUUGAACUGCCAGCUGGAUUAUGUUUUGCAGCGCUGCUUGCUGGCCAAAAUUAAGUUAAUUAAUCUUUCCCGGGAUUUAAGAUCCAGCGAUAUUUCAUCGGACCAGUUUGUAAAACGAAGUAAAAUCGUCGUUUGAAUCAUUCUGAUGCCCAGCUAACUAGACUACAGCUAGUCAGCCGGGGCUUGCUGCGCUCAAGCCGGGCGAAGAUUGACGCUGCACGGUGUCACCCACCUGAAGAGGACCGAGGUUAUUAGGCGACAAUGCUUGAAAUAAUGUCCGAACACCAAGAUUCAUUACUGAAAUGCAAAGCAGAGACUCUGCCAUCAGAGAGAAGAAAGAGGACAGUGGAGGACUUCAACAAGUUUUGCAGUUUUGUUCUUGCAUAUGCUGGUUACAUCCCUUCACCAAAGGAGGAAAGGCCAUGGUCACCAGCAUCCUCCAGUUCUCCAAACAGCUCUGGUGCUUCAGGUGAAGGCAGCGUUUUAGGUGGAGCGAGUUCAAACAUGGCUCCCAACUGGAGUCACGGCACGUCGGACUUGCACACCAUCCAUACCUUUGUUCGCAAGGCUCGUGCCAAUAAGAGCAACAAGAGCAUGAGGCGGCUGUCAUCUGACAGCACCCUGAUGGGUAAAAUGUGUUUAAAAGACCCUUUUUAUGAGGGCCAGGUGGCCAGCAAAGCUGAGCGCAAAAAGGACAAGAAGCUGAAGCGUCUUUGUCUAAGUUCAGGCGCUGGCGACGGCAGCAGCGGUGGCGAGAAGCGUGCAAGGAUCAAGCGUAGUAAAAACCCCAAACAGUCCAAACCCCUUAAGAAGCUUAAGAGCUCGGCCCACAGCGAGACAGACUCCGAGAAUGGUCUCGGACAUGGAGAGGAGCAUUUGGACCAGGGAGCAGCGGCUGAGCGCAGACUACAGGCCCAGGUGAAAGAAGAAAAGGAGGAAGCCACCAGAGAGGCGGAUAUGAGUUCCAGUGAAGGCGAGACUUGGAUUGCGGAUGAAGACAUAAUGGUAGAGUCAGGGGAUGAUUCAUGGGACUUGAUCACCUGUUACUGUGGUAAACCCUUUGCAGGACGGCCCAUGAUUGAAUGUAGUCAGUGCAGUGUGUGGGUGCACCUCUCUUGCGCCAAAAUUAAGAAGUCAAACGUGCCCGACAUAUUUAACUGCCACAAAUGCAGAGACUCUCGACGGUCAAGUCAUAAGAAAGACACUUAGAUGAGGGGU
Molecule: messenger RNA, 1540 nt
Organism: Sinocyclocheilus anshuiensis
Lineage: Eukaryota; Metazoa; Chordata; Actinopteri; Cypriniformes; Cyprinidae
Product: PHD finger protein 23B-like
Exons: 5
Coding region: 584-1531 (315 amino acids)
Biological process (GO): negative regulation of autophagosome maturation; positive regulation of protein ubiquitination; negative regulation of autophagosome assembly
Cellular component (GO): nucleus
Source: RefSeq, a predicted model, not a curated record